AUUCUGAUGACUUCAUUGCCACGGCCGGACAAAAGACCUUUCAGAUUACUCCGCCAAUGACAUAGAGACACGAGAGGACUAUCCAUAACAACAAAAGAGAGAUGAAAUCCCCCGGAAGAUUACUGCAUCUAGACAACUGUCGGUGUUGUGCUGUCCAGUUGUUGAUCUGAAUGUUUUGAGUUUUGACUGCAUUAAUGGUUUGAUUCAAUUUCGGUAAGCAGCUUCGAUUUGCAAUUGACACCGGUGGUCAAAUUGACCGGUCCAAAAAUAAUCAGACCAGUCGAUGCGGUCCGGGAUCACAAAAUCCUAGGCUCGCCUUGUUUCUAUCUCCAUGAUUUUUGCCGUCCCUCGUUGUUCCUGCCAGAAAAUGAGAAAUUACAGAGCUUCAGGUUUCCAUUACCGAACUUUCAAGCAACGCAGACUCUCAAACCUAGGCGACGUAAACCAAGCUCAGCUCUAUUCACGUUUUUGUUCAAUCUCUCAAUUCGAAGCUUCAUCACAAACCCUAGAUCAGCCUUCAGUCCCUCCCCUAAACAUCGAAGAGUUCUUAGAGAAAGCAGUCCUAGAUUCUCAGUGGCAUUCAAUCGAACAGGUUUCUUCUUCAAAUCUCACUCCGUCUGCCAUUUAUAAUGCUCUUUCUAAGCUCCGCGAAGAGCCUGACUCUGUUUUGGCGCUCAUUCAGAAAUUAGGUUUUGAGUGCCUUGAUGUCAGAUCCCUUUGCCUCGCUGUAGCUGUAGUCUGUCGCCUCCCAUUGCCGCAACCCGCUUUGCUGCUCUUGAAGAGAGCUUUGAAUGGCGGUGUUGCAACAAACCAGGAGCUUUUCGAUGAGUUAGUUCUCGCACACGAGAGUUUGAGCUUGUCGAGUUCAAUUGCUCUAGAUUUUCUUAUUAGGGCGUGUUGUGGAUUGAAGAGAGCAGAGGAUGCUCUCGAAUGCUUCUACUUGAUGAAGGAUCAGGGUAUUCUUCCCAAGAUUGAAUCUUGUAAUGACCUAUUGAGUGUGCUUUCGAAAUUGAAUAAGAUAGACACGGCUUGGGCUCUGUAUGCUGAAAUGUUCAGGUUGAGGAUUCCGUCCACUGUCAUCACGUUCAACAUAAUGAUUAAUGUGUUAUGUAAGGAAGGGAAACUGAAGAAGGCUAAGGCUUUCAUUGGACACAUGGAGGGUUUUGGCUUUAAACCAACUGUUGUGACUUUCAACACUAUAAUUCAUGGGUACUGUUCAAGAGGCAAACUUGAAGGUGCCCAUGAGAUAUUUGAUACUAUGAAAAAGAAGGGAAUACGACCAGAUUCUUACAGUUAUGGUUCUCUCAUUAGUGGGUUGUGCAAGGAGGGAAAACUUGAAGAAGCAUCAGCUCUAUUUGGCAAAAUGGUGGAUGAAAGGCUAGUUCCUACUGCUGUGACUUACAACAUGUUAAUCGAUGGAUACUGCAACAAGGGGAACUUGACGAUGGCCUUUCUGUACAGGGAUGAGAUGGUUAGUAAAGGAAUAAUGCCAACUGUCUCCACUUAUAAUUUGCUGAUUCAUGCCUUGUUUAUGGGUGGUCGAGCAGCCGAAGCAGAUGGUUUCAUCAAGGAAAUGGGAGAAAGGGGCAUGGCACCUGAUGCAAUCACAUAUAACAUCUUGAUAAAUGGAUACUGCAAGGAAGGGAAUGCAAAGAAAGCCUUUGAUCUCCACGCUGAAAUGUUAAGUAAAGGGAUUCAUUCUUCAGCAGCAACCUACACGUCCCUUAUCUAUGUUUUGAGCAAGCAGAAAAGAAUGCAAGAGGCAGAUAACUUAUUCAAGCGGAUUGUCGGUAAAGGAAUUUUCCCUGAUGUCAUAAUGUUCAAUGCGUUGAUUGAUGGUCAUUGCAUCAAUGGAAACAUGGCGCGUGCUUUUAUGCUUUUGAAGGAGAUGGAUACGAGGAAGGUAUCUCCUGAUGAGGUGACCUUCAAUACACUAAUGCAAGGGCUCUGUAGGGAGGGGAAAAUUGAGGAAGCUCGAGGGCUUCUCAAUCAAAUGAAGGAUAGAGGCAUCAAACCUGAUCACAUAAGUUACAACACCCUCAUUAGUGGGUAUAGUAGGAAAGGUGAAAUUAAAGAUGCUUUAACUGUUCGUGAUGAGAUGUUGGGCAAAGGUUUCAAUCCAACUCUUCUCACUUACAAUGCCCUUAUCCAAGGGCUAUGCAAAAACAAGGAAGGAGAGCAUGCUGAAGAACUCCUCAAAGAAAUGGUAAGCAAAGGCAUUACUCCUGACGACAGCACCUACUUUUUUCUGAUUGAGGGUCUUGGCUAAGGUCAAGGCUUGGUGGAGAAUACUGGGAACAAUCCAUUGUUGACCAGCAGACUUUGAAGUUUCAACCUUCAAAAGAUCAUUCGAUGCCUUAAGAAAGAUCAUGCAGUGAUGGAAUCAUGCAUCCCUUGUCACUAUCACAUUUCACCACUCAGAGUUCUACAAUAUCAAUAAUUGCUGCCAAUAAUUUGCCGGUAUCCCCUGAGGUUGGGAAGGGGCAAUGGAGAACUUUCAGCCCAUGAAUUAAAAUUGCCCCUUUACUGAUGAUAAUGAAAGUGAUGGAAACAAGAGCAAGAUGACAAGGUAUGUCUAGACUCUAGACCAUUGGAGAUUGCUAUUAUGUACCAUUGAUGAUGGGAACAAUAAUUUACCUGUUGUGUAUAUGUAAUGAGUUGGAAGUAGGAGCAGAUGAAUACCAGGGGAAUAUCCCUUACUAGUGGGAAUGAAAUGUGAAGACCACAAAACUAAAAGGCUUAAUGUGAAGACCUUUUGCCUUUUCAUUCUUUCCUUUUUACGUUGCAUAAUAUAUGUGUAAGGGGAAAAGAAUCAAUAGCUUCUCAGCUUUCUCUCUUAAUUAAAAAACGUGAAGCAAAAUCUUUAUCCAUUAUCUUUUAAGUAAACACCUGUCAUCUUUCCUGUUUGUGGUAAAUUUUGAUAUGAAAUAAUUAUGCAAGUGUUAUGUGGAAAAUGUUGGAAUUGAUGCAUGGCAUUUGGUCC
Molecule: messenger RNA, 2983 nt
Organism: Macadamia integrifolia
Lineage: Eukaryota; Viridiplantae; Streptophyta; Magnoliopsida; Proteales; Proteaceae
Product: pentatricopeptide repeat-containing protein At2g15630, mitochondrial
Exons: 2
Coding region: 332-2269 (645 amino acids)
Molecular function (GO): protein binding
Source: RefSeq, a predicted model, not a curated record